UCUGCUAAAAUAUAAAUUAUUUACUUGUACAAUAUAUUACACGUUAACAUUUACAUGCAAAUUGAGACACAAUGUAUUUAAAACUAAUUUUCUUUUUGUGUGUAAACGUCAUAUUAGUUUUUGGCCACAAGGGAAAUCGAAAUAUUGUAUUUCCGGAUUCGUUUAAGUUUGGUGCUGCCACAUCAUCUUAUCAAAUUGAAGGUGCUUGGAAUGUAUCAGGAAAAUCAGAAAGUGUUUGGGAUUAUUAUGCGCAUACAUUUCCUGAAUGGAUUAAGGAUGGUUCCAAUGGAGACAUCGCAUGUGACUCUUACAAUCAAAUCGAUGUAGACAUUGCGAAUCUUAAAUUGUUAAACGUAAAUUUUUAUCGUUUCUCUCUUAACUGGCCUCGCAUCCUACCUUCGGCUAGAAUCAGCGAUCUAAAUCCUGAUGGUCUACGUUAUUAUAACGAACUUAUUAACAAAUUGAUUGAUAAUGGAAUAGAACCAAUGAUAACACUAUAUCAUUGGGAGUUACCUCAGAGUAUCCAAGACCUUGGUGGUUGGUCUAAUCGUCUCGUAGUUGAUUAUUUCGUACAUUUUGCUCGAGUGGCUUUCGAAGAAUUUGGAGAUAGAGUAAAGACAUGGAUUACUAUUAAUGAACCUUUCUCUAUAUGUUCUAUGUCAUAUGAAGAACAAUUUCUUGCGCCUUUUAUUCAUUCCGAAGGUGUUGGCACUUAUCAAUGCGGACAUAAUCUUCUUCUUGCUCAUGCGGCUGCCUAUCAUUUAUAUCAAGACGAAUUUCGUGCUCGACAAGGUGGAGAAGUUGGUUUUACAAUGGAAAACCCAUGGCACGUACCUUUGGAUCCUAACAACCCUGAUGAUAUAAUUGCUGCUGAAAGGGCUACAAAUUUUCAUUUUGAUUGGUUUGCUAAUCCAAUCUAUUCAAAAGAUGGCGAUUACCCACCUUCCAUGCGAACUCGAAUAGACAACUAUAGCUCACUCCAGGGUUAUGCUCACUCACGUUUACCAACAUUUACCCCUGAAGAAGUAGAUUAUAUCCGAGGAACUGCCGAUUUUCUAGGUCUCAAUCAUUAUACUUCUCAUUUGUCUACUCUAAGUGAGAAUCAAACACCAGAUGAUAAUCCAAGUUAUGACAAUGACCUAGGCGUAGUGUUAACUGCAGAUCCUGCUUGGAAUCAAACAGCAAGAGAUACUUUUACAGUAUAUCCUCAUGGACUACGACUUUUGUUAAAUUAUAUAAAAGAGACUUAUGACAAUCCAAAGGUUUAUAUUACAGAAAAUGGUUAUGCCGGUUUUCAGAAUGAAACACUUAAUGAUCAAGAAAGAAUUUGGUAUUAUCAAGGUUAUCUAACCUCAGUUUUGGAAGCCAUUGAAAUUGAUGAAUGCAACGUGCAGAGUUAUACUGCUUGGUCUUUUAUGGAUAACUACGAAUGGAGUGAUGGUUACACGUUGCGUUUCGGAAUGUUCUACGUCGAUUUUGAAGAUCCAAAAAGAAAAAGAACUCCAAAGGAUUCAGCAUAUGUUUAUCAAAAUAUUAUUAAUAGGAGAUAUCUUUAAGUCAAUUUAUUUAUUGUCAAUCUAGUAACUUUGUGUCAAUUUUGUGUCUAAUAUGACAUAUUAAAUUUGCCCACCACAGUA
Molecule: messenger RNA, 1637 nt
Organism: Dalotia coriaria
Lineage: Eukaryota; Metazoa; Arthropoda; Insecta; Coleoptera; Staphylinidae
Product: myrosinase 1-like
Exons: 5
Coding region: 72-1556 (494 amino acids)
Biological process (GO): carbohydrate metabolic process
Molecular function (GO): beta-glucosidase activity
Source: RefSeq, a predicted model, not a curated record